Sclerotinia sclerotiorum 1980 UF-70 is the source of this 1557-nucleotide messenger RNA. RefSeq lists its product as hypothetical. Gene Ontology annotation, biological process: mRNA processing. The transcript is spliced from 5 exons. NCBI's taxonomy places the organism in Eukaryota, Fungi, Ascomycota, Leotiomycetes, Helotiales, Sclerotiniaceae. The record is from RefSeq and is a predicted model, not a curated record. Gene Ontology annotation, molecular function: pre-mRNA 3'-splice site binding; poly-pyrimidine tract binding. Gene Ontology annotation, cellular component: U2-type prespliceosome; commitment complex; nucleus. Bases 1 to 1557 code for a protein of 518 amino acids.
AUGGCUCAUCUAGAGAUUAUCAUAGAGAGGGAGCGUGAAGAUAGGUACUCUGGUAGGGAGCGAAGAGGCGGCGAAAGAGAAUGGGAUAGAGAUCGCGGAGCAGCGAGGCGAGAUGCUAGAAGGGACGAUGAUGAAAGACCGCCGCGCAGAGAUAACAGAGAUCUAUUCGACGAUAGACGUGGUGGUGGAGGUGGAGGUGGCAGAAGGGGUGGUGAGCGAGGCGACCGAGGUGAUCGACGAGACCGUGGAGACCGUGGAGAUGACGGAGGAUUCGCAGCUCAACGAGCUGCAAAACGAGACAAGAGCCCAACUCCUCCACCGAAGAAGAAGGAGCCGACACCUGAUCUGACGGAUAUUGUACCAAUCUUGGAGCGCAAAAGGAGAUUGACACAAUGGGAUAUUAAGCCCCCAGGAUAUGAGAAUGUCACUGCUGAGCAAGCUAAACUUUCGGGCAUGUUCCCGCUUCCAGGAGCACCAAGGCAACAACCAAUGGAUCCAAGCAAGCUACAAGCUUUCAUGGCACAACCCAGCGGAUCAGUCACUAAUGCAGCUCUUAAACCUUCGAACUCUAGACAAUCGAAACGUCUCCUUGUGCAUAACAUUCCCGCCGAUACCAAGGAAGAGACUCUUGUUGGGUUCUUCAACCUUCAGCUCAAUGGAUUAAACGUUAUAGAAGGCUCCGAUCCUUGUAUCUCAGCACAAGUCUCAAAGGAUGGUUCAUUUGCUUUACUCGAAUUCAAGACACAAUCCGACGCUACUGUUGCUCUAGCAUUGGACGGUAUUACUAUGGAGAACAAUGACCACAUGGUAACAGGAAAUGGCUCCGCAGAUACCCAAGGUCUUUCCAUUCGUCGUCCAAAAGAUUACAUUGUGCCCGCGGUCACUGAUGAAACACCAUUCGAGCCAGGUGUAGUUUCUAAUAUUGUACCCGACACUCAAAACAAGAUCAGCGUUGCUAACAUCCCCCACUACUUAAAUGAUGAGCAAGUUACGGAGCUCUUGGUGUCUUUCGGGGAGCUAAAGGCCUUCGUAUUGGUCAAGGAUAGCAAUACUGAUGAAUCAAGGGGAAUUGCUUUCUGUGAAUACGUGGAUCCUGCUGCAACUGACAUUGCUGUCGAGGGUCUUAAUGGUAUGGAGCUUGGUGAUAAACAUCUCAAGGUUCAGAGAGCUAGUAUCGGUAACACCCAAGUUUCCGGCUUGGAGAUGAGCGUCAAUGCUAUGUCUAUGCUUGCUGGUACCACAUCACAGGAUCUCGAAAAUGGCAGAGUAUUACAAUUACUUAACAUGGUGACUCCCGAAGAACUUAUUGAUAAUGAAGAUUAUGAGGAAAUUUGCGAAGAUGUAAAGGAAGAAUGCGAGAAAUAUGGAAAAGUUCUUGAAAUGAAGGUUCCAAGACCAACUGGUGGCAGCAGGCAAUCAACUGGUGUUGGUAAGAUCUUCGUGAAGUUUGACACUCCAGACUCAGCAGGCAAGGCUCUUAAGGCCCUAGCAGGCAGGAAAUUCGCAGACCGUACUGUGGUUACUACAUAUUUCCCAGAGGAUGAUGAUGAUUAUUGA